GCAGUGCAUGACGCCAUUGUUGACACAACUGCGUAGUGAGAGGAUAGUGCUGCUCAGCAUGAUCUUCAAAGCCAGCUUCCCUCUCCUCUCUGCUCUCCUCAUCUGCUGUGGAGCAACCACAGGCACUGAGGGCUCAGAACAGGAGGUUGAGGUGCACUCUCUUGAUAUGCCAACAGAGAGUGAUGUGGAGAAAAGUACAGGGACUUGCCCUCAGUACUGGACUCCUUAUGGUACCCGCUGUUUCAAGUUUGUCUCCACAGCAAGAUCUUGGGCCGAAUCUGAGCGUUACUGUGUGCUGAUGGGAGGGAACCUGGCCUCGGUGCACAGCACAGAUGAGUACCAUUUCAUCCAGGAACUGAUCCGCGAACACACUGAAGGCACUCCUCAUACUUGGAUCGGAGGAUGUGAUGCUGCUCAGGAGCGUCUGUGGCUUUGGAGUGAUGGGUCCAGGUUUGACUACACUUACUGGUACCAGGGCGUUCCUGAUAAUAUGGGUGGGGGAGAGCAUUGUAUCGAAAUGAAUUUUAGAGGUUUACAACACUGGAAUGAUGUUCCAUGUAAGGAGACGCUUCCAUCAGUGUGUGCUGUCCAAACACAACCAAACACAGGAGCAGCAUCUGAUUGGCUGACAGGACUCCACGGGUUGAUCGGAACCCCGCUGCGCCCCGACUUCCCCCUCUCCCUGACAGUGUCGUGA
This is a messenger RNA of Clupea harengus (Atlantic herring), 697 nucleotides long. RefSeq names its product ladderlectin-like. NCBI's taxonomy places the organism in Eukaryota, Metazoa, Chordata, Actinopteri, Clupeiformes, Clupeidae. Bases 8 to 697 code for a protein of 229 amino acids. The record is from RefSeq and is a predicted model, not a curated record. The transcript is spliced from 8 exons.